Molecule: messenger RNA, 1324 nt
Organism: Archocentrus centrarchus (flier cichlid)
Lineage: Eukaryota; Metazoa; Chordata; Actinopteri; Cichliformes; Cichlidae
Product: casein kinase II subunit beta-like
Exons: 7
Coding region: 93-740 (215 amino acids)
Cellular component (GO): protein kinase CK2 complex; cytoplasm
Molecular function (GO): protein kinase regulator activity
Source: RefSeq, a predicted model, not a curated record
CGUAUGACCGGAAGUUAUAUUUUAUCCAGAGAGGGAGAGCAGCCUAGCAAAGCUUACAAAUUGAUGAUUUAUUUAAUAUAAAAUAAAGGAGGAUGAGCAGCUCAGAGGAGGUGUCCUGGAUAUCGUGGUUCUGUGGACUCAGAGGGAAUGAGUUCUUCUGCGAGGUUGAUGAAGACUAUAUACAGGACAAGUUUAACCUGACAGGUUUGAAUGAGCAGGUGCCUCACUACCGCCAGGCUCUGGACAUGAUUCUCGACCUGGAGCCAGAUGAGGAGCUUGAAGAUAACCCAAACCAGAGUGAUCUGAUAGAGCAGGCAGCAGAGAUGCUCUAUGGGCUUAUACAUGCACGCUACAUCCUCACAAACAGAGGCAUUGCACAAAUGUUGGAAAAGUACCAACAGGGGGAUUUUGGCUAUUGCCCCAGAGUGUAUUGCGAGAAUCAGCCAAUGCUUCCUAUUGGUUUAUCAGACAUACCAGGAGAAGCAAUGGUGAAACUUUAUUGCCCAAAGUGCAUGGAUGUGUACACCCCUAAGUCCUCCAGGCACCACCACACAGAUGGAGCCUACUUUGGGACAGGGUUCCCUCACAUGCUGUUCAUGGUGCACCCAGAAUACCGUCCAAAGCGACCUGCCAAUCAGUUUGUGCCAAGGCUAUAUGGUUUCAAAAUUCACCCAAUGGCUUAUCAACUCCAACUUCAGGCAGCAUCGACUUUCAAGAGCCCAGUAAAGGCAAUUCGCUAGAAGCCAUCUUUGACAGAGACAGUGGAUUCAAAGACUUUGUUGUUUACGACUUGCUUGAAGCAAUGGAGCAUGUAUUCUCAAUAAAUGCCUCUACAGUUCUCCAAAUUCACUUGUGUUGAUAAGCAAUUUUAGAUUCAGCCAUUUCUUCUCCUCUAGGAGGCAGUUACAGUUGAGCAAUUAUUUUUAAAAUGUAAUUAUUAUAUUCAUUAGUGGUCAAGCUCCAGACAAGUUUCAACCUUAACUGAUGUCAGUCAAUCUUUUCAGAUUAAAGGGGUUUCUCUUUUAAAUUGAAAAGUGGCUUUAACUCAGUGAUGAUGAAAACUACAGUUUGUUUUGUGGCUCAGUUGUGAGGUGAUUGAAUGUAACUGAAUAUCUCACCACCAGCCCCUAGAGGUUUGCCUUACCAGUGAUUAAGACUCAUGAAAAUUUAAUUACAAAAUGCAGAACACAUGUUGGAAUGUGCUUAGAUGUUGCUCUUGCAAUGUGUGUAAAUAUGAUCAGGUGCUAUUACCAACAACCAGUGAAUACCAAAUUGGAGACAGAAAGCAAAGAACAUAUCUUUAAAAAAAAAAAAAAAAAAAGGA